Messenger RNA from Oncorhynchus masou masou (cherry salmon), 1650 nucleotides. Its product is annotated as 5-hydroxytryptamine receptor 1F-like. Gene Ontology annotation, molecular function: G protein-coupled serotonin receptor activity; dopamine neurotransmitter receptor activity, coupled via Gs. Bases 1 to 1140 code for a protein of 379 amino acids. Gene Ontology annotation, cellular component: plasma membrane. The transcript is spliced from 2 exons. The record is from RefSeq and is a predicted model, not a curated record. Gene Ontology annotation, biological process: adenylate cyclase-activating adrenergic receptor signaling pathway; G protein-coupled dopamine receptor signaling pathway. NCBI's taxonomy places the organism in Eukaryota, Metazoa, Chordata, Actinopteri, Salmoniformes, Salmonidae.
AUGGACUUCUCUAACUGUACAGAGGGGUUCUUCUCCCUGGACGAUGGGAGUGAAGAGGUUUCUAUAAUCCCCCCAAGUAAGAUCCUCCUCACCUUCACCCUGUCUCUGCUCGCUGUCAUGACAACGGCCAUCAACUCCCUGGUGAUCACAGCCAUCAUCGUAACCAGGAAGUUGCAUCACCCGGCCAACUACCUGAUCUGCUCUCUGGCAGUGACAGAUCUGCUGGUGGCCAUCUUGGUCAUGCCCUUCAGCAUCCUCUACAUACAGAGGGAGAGCUGGCAGAUGGGAGAGGCUGUGUGUUACAUGUGGCUGAGUGUUGACAUCACCUGCUGCACCUGUUCCAUCCUCCACCUGGCAGCCAUCGCUCUAGACCGCUACCGGGCCAUCACUGAUGCCGUCGAGUAUUCACGCAAACGCACUGGACUCCGAGCUGGGAUCACUGUCGGCGUGGUCUGGUUUCUGUCCAUCCUCAUAUCCCUUCCCCCUCUCCUGUGGAUGAACCAUGGCGGGGAGCCAGAAGAGGACCAGUGUCUGAUAACUCACCACCACAUCGCCUUUACCCUCUACUCCACCCUAGGAGCCUUCUAUAUCCCCUUGCUCCUCAUCCUUAUCCUAUACUACAAGAUCUACAGAGCAGCUCAGACUCUGUACCUCCGCAGGGGGGCCAGCAGAGGGGCCAGCAGGGCCAGCCGACACUCCUCCAUGGUCAACGGAACCACCCUCCCCUCCUGCCCCCCUGAUGGGGGCCCCGACACCCUGAACCUCCAGGAGAAGUCCUACUCAGACCCCACCACGGAGGGAGACCGCGUGCGCAUUACCGUAAAGAGUCCCCACAGCGAGUCGAGGCGGGAGCGUGAGUGUUCGUUGAGACGGCAGCGUAUCUCAGGGACCAGGGAGCGGCGCGCUGCAUCUACAUUAGGACUGAUACUGGGGGCCUUUGUUGUCUGCUGGCUGCCUUUCUUCCUGAAGGAGGUGAUCGUCAGCACGUGUGGCUCCUGCAGCACCUCCAUAGAGCUGGCUGACUUCCUCACCUGGCUGGGGUACCUCAACUCCCUCAUCAACCCUCUCAUCUACACUAUCUUCAAUGAGGACUUUAAGAAGGCCUUCCAGAGACUAGUCAGGUGUAGGCAUCGCCUCUGACAUGGACGGAGAGGACACACAUGCACACACACACAAACACGUGCACGGCGUUCAGUUCUGAGUUGUGUUGGGCCCAGGAUGGCAUCUGAUUGAGAUAAGAGACUAUCGACAAGAGACUUUAAAUUAUUAACCGGAGGAAAUGACCUUAGAGACUAUGUCAAGACUAUGAGACACUCCAGCCAGGUCAGUCUAAUGGGACUGGCACAUUGCUGAGGUCUGGAGGGAAGUUAGGAGGACCUCAGAUCCAUAGGAGUCUAUUUAUGGAGAGCCCUGCAAUCAUCAUCUUCUUGUGUGUAUGGGUUAUUGACGUGGCUGGAAUGGUGUUGAAUGACAUUGAAAGGACAAUGUUUAAAUGACAGACUGAAACAGAUGAAGCGCUAGGGUGAAACUAUGGAUGUAGACCAUCGGCCUCGAUCUUUCCAAGGUCUCAGAAAAGCUUUACCAUGGUGUUUCUGUCUGUUCUAUAACUGUCAACCUCCCCAAGCUAGUCUGCUCUGAAAUAAAACGUAU